Messenger RNA from Diuraphis noxia (Russian wheat aphid), 637 nucleotides. RefSeq lists its product as uncharacterized. The record is from RefSeq and is a predicted model, not a curated record. Lineage: Eukaryota; Metazoa; Arthropoda; Insecta; Hemiptera; Aphididae.
AUCAUCUUACAGGUUACAACAAAGUUCAAAUAAUAUUUUGAAUAAAAAUGAUUUCUAUAAAACAUCAAAAAUUCCUUUCAAAAUGUGUUUUAUUAAUUUUAUAUCUAGAUUGUGUAAAAUGCUCAGGUUGUAACAGUAAUAAAUUAUUGUAUACAGAAAUUGGAUGUAAACCUAUAAUUGAAAAUGAUUCAAAUUCUUGUCCAGUGGCAUACGACUGUGAAAACGUGUUUACGAGAUCAWGUGACAAGUGUUAUUUUAAUGGAAAUAUCUAUGCACCAAGAGCUAAUAUCUCUAAGAAUGACUCAGCAUUAAGCUUAUGUGUAUCCAGUUGCUUCUGCGAUCAGAAAACAAACGAUAAACAAAUAACAGCUAAAUUUGUAUGCGAAUACUAUCAAUGYCCGUCUUAUUUCACAUUAAUGCUCGAACAAUGUUACUAUAAAUUUGACAAAAAUGUAUGCUGCGAGACUGAAUCGUWCUGCCCUGAAGAUAAUAAUGCGACCAUUCAUGAGUGUAUUUAUGAUGGUAAAACUUAUAAGGAUGGACAACAAUUUAAAAUUCAAAAUGAUUACUUAUGUGUAUGUUCACAAGAAUUCAAUGGUAAAUAAUGCUUUGUUAAGAAAUUUUAAGACAACUUAAA